UUUGGACUGCCCUCCAAGAUGGCGACGAGGGUGAGUGUUUUAAGUGUUUGGACCGCAGUAGGCCAAAGGCGCAAUGUAGAUUCUUUGCUAAAAGUGUCCGAGGUCUGAGUGGCUGGUUACGGUAAACUCUGGUUGGUCAAUAGCGGUUCGGGGGGGAGUUUAGAGCAGGUUCAAUCGGAUGGAAACCGUUCUCCUCCGCACACAACUGAUGCUUUGUAGCGAUGCAUUCAAGGGCAUGGUUUUCAUGACGACAUGGUGGGUGUGUUCUUAGCUGACCAUUAGUGUUUGGUUUCACAUUAUAUUCGUUCAGUCAACAUGCGUUCCUCCCACAACUGUGUAUCCGGAGACCACCAUUCUUUUUUUUGCGUAAAUAGAGUUGUAUUAUAGUACCAGUGUGCAGCAACAAAAUUGACCGCAUAACAUAUUUGAUUAUUACGCCAAGUGCAUGAACUGGGAUGUCUGCAACGGACUGGUACGCGCACAAAUCCAUCGGAGAAGGUCUGUACUGGAUCCAGGAGAAGUUUUUUGAUUCGUCAAACAGAGCAAAUAUUUGGCUCCUUAGAGGGUCUCAUCAAGAUGUAGUGAUAGACACAGGCUUGGGGUUGAGGAGUUUACCAGAUUACAUUAACACCAAAGGUCUGCUUGGAGACGACCCGCAGCGAAAGAACCCCAUUUUGGCGAUCGCCACCCACGCCCACUUCGACCACUCAGGUGGUCUGCAUCAGUUCGAACAGGUGGGAGUCCACAGUGCAGAGGUCGAUGCACUGGCCAACGGAGACAACUUCGAGACCGUUACGUGGCUGUCUGACAGAGAGAUAGUCCAGGCUCCCUGGCCAGGAUGGAGGGCUAGAGGAUACAGAGUCAAGGCUGUCCAACCAACACACAUACUACAAGAAGGUGAUGUCAUCAACCUGGGCGACAGGCAGCUGAAGGUGCUGCACAUGCCCGGCCACUCCCGGGGCAGCAUCUGCCUGCACGACGGGGACAACAAGAUGCUGUUCAGUGGGGACGUGGUCUAUGACGGAGCCAUGAUCGACUGGCUGCCCACCAGCCGUGUCAGCGACUACGUCAGUAGCUGUGAGCGUCUGGUGGGGCUGGUGGAUAGUGAGCAGGUGGACCAGGUAAUGCCUGGACACUAUCACACGUUUGGUGCGAAACGGCUCCACCACAUCGCCUCGGGGUACAUCGACAGAGCCGGAACCUGCCCAGCACGCUUCUCCACGUUUGCCUGGAGGACCUUGGCCGGAUUGGCGCUACGGGCGUCCAACACACAUGGCAUCUGCUAGCCACAUGGCACCCCCAGUUUGAAUCUUUUGCAGAGAUAGGUUGGGGGAUGUGAGGAAUAUAAUUCAACCCCUCAAUUAACAGGAUUUCCUUGUACUGUCUAUUAUAAACUGAUGUGAUCCAAAGUAUGUUAUUUUAUAUGAUUCAUCAAAAUGCCCCCAUUGAAUUACAUCAGGCAAUGAAUGACAGAAUAUUGAGAUUCCCAUUAUUACAGGAUUCAUUAAAGACUGGAAAAUAAACCUUGUUUAUUAUGUCAUAUUUAGAUAAAUAUUAAGUUGUGUGAUCGUUGGAAUGCUCUUUCCCAUGAGGCAGCCUCUCAUAUGACAGUGUUUCUUAACCCCAGUACCUCGGGAGUCCCCACAACUACUCAAGCUCUUGAUCAUUAGUUGGGUAGCUGAAUCAGGUGUGCUGUCGCUGGGCUAAAACAUAUUUAAGAAACCUUAGGGAGGCCUGCUUGGACUGGAGAUGAAUAACAUAGUUCCCUUAGGGGAUACAAUGUGACAGCACAACACCUACACAGAGACAGACAGGCAGACCGACAGAGGGCAUGACUCAUCAGUAUCUUUUAUAACAUUGUCCCCAGGCUAAGAGAGAGGGAGACAGCCAGCUGGUGGAGGAGACCUAUAUAUUUUGUAACACUAGUCUCGGGCGGGCCAAGUUUUUUUUCGGGCCGCCUAUGAAUAAAAUAAAAAUAUUUUUUUUGUCAGUGUUAUCUAAUAUUUAUUAAUUCCAUUAUUUUAUUUCUCGAUGUGUGUAUUUUUGUGAAUUGUUUUUAGAUACAACUGCACUGUUCGAGCUAGGAACACAAGCAUUGUCUCUACACCCGCAAUAACAUCUGCUAAAUAUGUGUAUGUGACCAAUACAACUUCUUUUAAUUUAAUUGACUUAAACCAGAUAUAAAGUAUGUAGAAAAGAUAAUGGGCCUAUAUAUUUAUGAACAGGAUUAUAUUUGAGAACUAACAAUCACUGAAAUAAAAGCUAGACAGUCAGGGAGAAUAAAAAAAUAAAUUAAUGGAUUUUGUUUGAGUCACUCAGAUAGCAUAAACAUGGCAAAAUGUGUAGAAUUGUAGGACCAUUUUCUUAGAAAAAAAAGUCAGCCUCAUUGCAAAAUGUGUAGAAUUGCAGCAACUUUUCUUUAGAACAGCUACAUUUAGUCACUGGAGCCAACAGGAAGGCCUCUAAGUAUUUGUUAGUUCUCAAAGAUUAUAAAGUUCCUGUAAUUCUAUACAUUUUGCAAUGAGGCUGACUUUUUUUUCUAAGAAAAUGUCCUACAAUUCUACAUGGUUUGCCAUGGUUUGUACCAUCUGAGUGACUCAAACAACAAAAUUCAUUUAAAAAAAAAAGCUUCUCCCUGACUGUCUAGCUUUUAUUUCAGUGAUUAAGUCAACAGCUGCACCAUUGACCCUUCACCUAAACCACAUUUGAAUCCAGAAAAAGCCCGCUCUGUAUAAUCCAUCACACUCGCAAUAAAAUAAAAGUGUUAGCACAUUCUUGAAAUGAGACAAACCAGUUACUGUGUGGUUUUCCUUUUACUUUCAACACUGUGAAAAUGGCAUUUUCAACAAGCACAAAUUCCUAUUGAAAGAUUCAUGUGACAGUUUGGCUGCUUCCCAAUUCUUUACCCUUUUCCCAAAGUGUGCACUUUUACACUACACAUCAUAGAUUUAACAAUGGUGGAAAGUCUGUCUAGCAAAGGAUUUUACCAAUCCACAAUUCUUUUAAAUCCAUGACUGUUCAUGUGUGGAAGUGCACACUGGGAGACGGGUGGAGAAUCGCGACUCAGCCUUGGAUUCCGUGUGCAGAGAAUGAUCGUGAUAUCUAGGUCAAUGGCUCUUGGAGCACAUUCAGACUUCAACUCUAAAUGGGUGAAAUAUUAAUUCAGUCUCUAAACUAUAUAAAAACAAAAUAAUUUGGCAUGCACUCGUUUUAUUAUUUAUUUUGAAUAAAGUGUGGGGGCAUGUUCUGUAAAUAGAAUGGGUCUAUGUUGACAUAGGUUUUUGGUCAACUGACACAGAGUUAGUCAACAUUGACAAAAAGCACAUGAUGUUUGAUCGAGAGGGAUGUUUGAUCUAGAGUUAGUGGAUGGCUUUAAUCCUCAUGUCAUACUGACGUGACAUUUCUACUGGGAUUAUACGAUGUAUAUAAUUUCCACUAAAAAGGAGAGAUAUGACAGAAUAAAUAAUCCAAGGCUG
This is a messenger RNA of Oncorhynchus keta (chum salmon), 3476 nucleotides long. RefSeq names its product acyl-coenzyme A thioesterase MBLAC2-like. Bases 456 to 1286 code for a protein of 276 amino acids. Lineage: Eukaryota; Metazoa; Chordata; Actinopteri; Salmoniformes; Salmonidae. The record is from RefSeq and is a predicted model, not a curated record. The transcript is spliced from 2 exons.